GUAGGUGCGAGCCAGCCGCCGGUAUGCUGAUAGCCUGCGCGGGCUGCGACAAGCCCAUCCUGGACAAGUUCCUGCUCAACGUCCUGGAGAGGACAUGGCACGCCGACUGCGUGCGGUGUUUCGACUGCCACGCUCCCCUCACCGACAAAUGCUUCUCCAGAGAAGGCAAGCUCUUCUGCAGGAGCGACUUCUUUAGGAGAUAUGGCACGAAGUGUGGCGGCUGCGGUCAGGGCAUCUCGCCCAGUGACUUAGUGAGGAAAGCCAAAGACAAAGUGUUCCAUCUCAAUUGCUUCACCUGCCUGGUGUGCAGGAAGCAGCUCUCGACGGGCGAAGAGCUCUACGUGCUGGACGACAACAAAUUCAUCUGCAAGGAGGACUAUCUGAGCGGGAACAAGGCGGCCGUGAUCAGCUCGCACCAUCAAGAUUCCUUAAUGGGAUCAGCGUCAGAAGACGACGAGGACGACGACAACAGCACGGCGUCCUCAGUUCUAAAGCACCACCCUCUUCAUGGAUCUCUACCACCAGCUCCAGGGGAGACCAACAACAACUCUCUCCCACAUUCUGAUAUCAGUAGUUCGAUAGGACAGGACUCGAAAACGGGUCAGGACGACUCGGAGGACCAAAACUCGCUGGACGGCGAUCCUGAGACGAGGGACUCGCAGACGGAAAACAAAAGCCCUGACGAUAGCAGCGCGGGAUCGAAACGUAGGGGGCCCAGGACAACGAUAAAAGCCAAACAGCUAGAGAUACUGAAGAACGCCUUCUCGCAAACGCCGAAACCUACCAGGCACAUACGGGAGCAACUGGCCAAAGAGACGGGGCUACCUAUGAGGGUUAUACAGGUCUGGUUUCAAAACAAACGGUCGAAAGAAAGGCGCCUAAAGCAGCUGACGUCAAUGGGCAGGGGGCCGUUUUUCGGAGGAUCAAGGAAGAUGCGGGGAUUCCCCAUGAACCUGUCACCGGGCGGUCUGGAGGACGGACCACCUGGUUUUCCUUACUUCGCCGAUGGAAAAUUCGAAUUUGGCUACGGCGGUCCCCCUUUCCACCCCCACGACGGCCCCUUCUUCCCCGGACACCACCCGGGAGGCGGCCCCGGAGGCCAAGGAGGCAUGCCUUUCGGUCAAGGAGGUGGACCUAUGGACCACGGCGGCCCCAUGCCGAUGGGCGGCGAGUUCGGCGGCAUGCCCAACGAGCAGGGUCAGUUCAUGCCCCAACAGGGCCCCGGCCCCGACAUGAUGCAGGGCAACGGGGGCGGUCGGGGCGGCAGCCCGGAGUUCAUGUCGCCGGGCAACUUCUCCGACAACCCGCAGCAGCUCAGCGAGGGUCUCGUUUGGUAGCUGGCAAAGGCUCUGGCCAAGCGCGCCAGAGAGUAACCAACCCUGUAUAUAUAACUUUAAGUGAUAGACGUAACGUUUUAAACUUUAUUUAUUGAUGUUGCUGAAUUUGGGACAGGAGAAGUGCACCGAAAUGAGAGAAGCCACGAGAGUGUUGCAACUUUUAAAG
Messenger RNA from Anoplophora glabripennis (Asian longhorned beetle), 1503 nucleotides. Its product is annotated as LIM/homeobox protein Lhx5-like. Gene Ontology annotation, molecular function: RNA polymerase II transcription regulatory region sequence-specific DNA binding; DNA-binding transcription factor activity, RNA polymerase II-specific. Gene Ontology annotation, biological process: regulation of transcription by RNA polymerase II; neuron differentiation. The annotation marks the transcript as partial. Gene Ontology annotation, cellular component: nucleus. Lineage: Eukaryota; Metazoa; Arthropoda; Insecta; Coleoptera; Cerambycidae. The record is from RefSeq and is a predicted model, not a curated record. The transcript is spliced from 6 exons.